Messenger RNA from Zophobas morio, 1283 nucleotides. Its product is annotated as phenoloxidase-activating factor 3-like. NCBI's taxonomy places the organism in Eukaryota, Metazoa, Arthropoda, Insecta, Coleoptera, Tenebrionidae. The transcript has 5 exons. Gene Ontology annotation, biological process: proteolysis. Gene Ontology annotation, molecular function: serine-type endopeptidase activity. The record is from RefSeq and is a predicted model, not a curated record. Bases 37 to 1107 code for a protein of 356 amino acids.
AUCAGUAACACGUUAUUGUUCUGUUAAGUUCGUGAAAUGUAUUGUGUUAAUAAAACAGCGUUGUUCUUGUAUUUUCUAAGUUUUUUACAAAUUUGGAGUCACACAGCGUUUAUAGUUGAUAAGAAAGAUGAAUGCGUGCUAAUACAAAAUUGUUCCCACGUUAACGCAAUAUUAAAAACAAAGAAGGAUACUUUUGCUGGUACAACUCUACUAACUCUUUUACACUGUAAAUUCGAGUACAAUCGCAUCUACGUGAAAUGUCCAGACUCACAACAAGUCACAAAAUUUAUGGAUAGUGGCGAACUCAUCCCAAAUUAUGAUAGCUGCGGAGUAGAGCUUCCAGUCCCGAAAAUGUUGAUAGAAGGAGGAGAGCCAACUUGCAUUGGCGAUUAUCCAUGGAUUGGUCUAAUAAAAUAUCGCACAAAAAAAGGUACCAUGUUGUAUGGGUGCCAUGGUAGCCUUAUUACUAAAAGGUAUCUAUUAACUGCCGCUCACUGUGUGGAUCCAAACAUGUUGAACCUAGUAGGUCGAAAUUUAACUUCAGUGGUUUUGGGUGAGUAUGAUGUAUGGAGUGAAACGGAUUGCAUGCUUGACGACUGUGCUGACAAAAUUCAAGACAUACCUGUGGAAUCCUACCACAUGCACCCUGAUUAUAAGCUAAGUACGUUCACAGACGACAUCGCUUUAAUACGCAUGAGUCGUGAAGUAGAGUACACAGAUUUCAUCAAACCGAUUUGUUUGCCUCCGAAAAAUUUAAUCACUCCUUUUAAUGAAACUCUGCUGAUUGCCGGCUGGGGCGACACAGAACAUGGCGUGAUGAACCGCUUUAAAGUUCAAGCGAAAUUUAUGCUCAGGCACAGAGAAACCUGUCGAGUGAACCGCAAACUCACCACCAAACAGUACUGUGUAGGGUCUACCCACAAUGCUCAAACCUGUCCCGGCGAUUCCGGAGGCGCUCUUAUGUUGAGAAAAGUACUCGACGAGAGUCGUUUAUUCCUCAUCGGUGUAUAUUCCCUGGGAGUCGGUUGCCAUUUCAACAGCAACACCUCGAUUUUCACGAAAGUUUCGUCUUACGUUGAAUGGGUCGUCACGACUAUUCACAAGUGAACAAAGUUGGUUCAAGAGAAUGUCCUUCUCCAGCAUUUUCCAAAAACUAUAAACUUUUAGAUUUUUUUUAAGCACCCUGUAUUCUAAAAUUUGAUUUAAUUGCUACCACAAGAGAGCGCCUAUGUUUAUUUAUCUCUACACAAAAUAUUGUAAGACAGGUUUUAAAAAUAACCCCU